AUGAGAGGAGCAGGCUUCAGCUACCAACUCCAUUCUCGGCCUGAAACCCUACAAAUCCACCGCACCAUCGAAACAGCAUUUGACCUCGGGUUGAGAGCAAUCGACAGCUUCCCCUAUUACGAACCUUCCAAACAGAUGAUCGGUGCAGCGUUGCGCCAUUCUGAGGUUACAUCCUUAUGCAAGAGAAGCGCCUACACUCUGAUGACCAAAGCUGGAAGAAUUUGCGAGGACUAUUCCGACUAUUCCCCUGAAUGGAUCAGAAAAUCUGUGGCGCGGUCGCUCAAACGGUUCGCCACAAGUUACCUCGAUGUGGUAUCCUGCCAAGAUGUUGAGUUUGUCAACUUCGAAGAGACUCUUCAAGUUGUGGAAACGCUUUAUGAACUGUCCAAUUCGGGCGUCAUCCGUUGCGUGGAAAUUUCAGCAGGAGUCAAAGCUGUCUGCAAUUCUAGUUCACUCACGAUCGGACUGCUCAGGAAUGUCAGAGUCCCCGUUGGCGUGCUGGUAAAUUGGCACCCUGCGCUGCCAGAGCUGCGAGCUGCAAGUCAGAAUGGCCUCAAUGACACUACCAUCCCCGGAACCAUCUCGGAAUCAGACCUGGAAGAGAAUGUGCAGACGGCGAAACAAAUCCUGCAGAAGUCUACGAUCCUGGCCCCCAAUGCCGCAAUACAUCCCCCCGAUGAUCUGCUCUUUGAGUAUGGUGAUCUUGAUGAGGAAGCAGUCAGUCGAGAUAGCCCUGUUUAUGAGGGAGUCAGGACCAUCCCCGGGCGCUGGCUUGAUUAUGAUUUCUUUUGGCCACAAAGGCCCAAAGCCCAAGUCCAGGCGCAGAGAGAAGACUAG
Molecule: messenger RNA, 837 nt
Organism: Fonsecaea monophora
Lineage: Eukaryota; Fungi; Ascomycota; Eurotiomycetes; Chaetothyriales; Herpotrichiellaceae
Exons: 3
Coding region: 1-837 (278 amino acids)
Biological process (GO): dehydro-D-arabinono-1,4-lactone biosynthetic process
Cellular component (GO): cytosol
Molecular function (GO): D-arabinose 1-dehydrogenase [NAD(P)+] activity
Source: RefSeq, a predicted model, not a curated record